This is a messenger RNA of Talaromyces stipitatus ATCC 10500, 1812 nucleotides long. RefSeq lists its product as uncharacterized. Lineage: Eukaryota; Fungi; Ascomycota; Eurotiomycetes; Eurotiales; Trichocomaceae. Bases 1 to 1659 code for a protein of 552 amino acids. The record is from RefSeq and is a predicted model, not a curated record. The transcript has 3 exons.
AUGGAUAAAGAUACAAAGAAAAAAGAUGAGAUGCUAUCAAAACCAGCAAACGGGAUUGAGACCAAGGGAUCGGAUAGUUCUGAAGGAGAUAUUCCUAUUCUCUUGCCUCGUCGCUAUCAUCCCGACUUCAAGGGGAACAUGGUGGUAGAGGAACCACAAACUGAAUCUGCACCGGCUUCACCUACCUGUCCUCGCCAGACAAGAUGGUCUUUCACGCGUACAGCACGAGGAGUCGUUGAGUCAUUGCUCCCAGAACCAUUAAGGCCUCGAUAUGUCAACGAGCAACGUCCAGUAAUGAUGGAGGCGUUACCAGCAAAUCUCGUCGACGCGAGAAAGGCGUCCAUCUAUGAUGCUGUACUGCACCCACCACGACCAUCUUCGUCUGUGUAUGAGGAUGAUGACCGCUGGCCCGACUUAACUACUAGCAGUGGGAGCACCUGGCAUUACGAGGGCAAUUCCUCAGGCAUCAACACUGCCAGGAACGUCCGACGCCAUAAUACUCCUCGCCCUGGGCAACUAAACACUCACAAACCUCUUCCUUUGGACCCUCCCAAUGUUGUCAAUCUGAGACGCGAACAAUCACAAUAUCUUGAAGGGUCCUCUUUCCAUCAAUCCUCGCGUCCUCAGACAGUCUUUCCUGGUUCUAGUUACUUGGACGAUCCUCAACCUAUCCAAGAAUGUGAAGAAACGAGGUCUAGCCUUCACACUCUUGACCAGUCUCAGACAUCCUCAAACAAUCAGCAAGGCGAUAUGUAUUCGCAGUUGGCUGCUCUACGGGUCAACUUUUCUCGUCGCCACAGCGCUCGCCUGCCUGACGCUGACGAUUUGAACGAGAAAGCACCCCUCUUACAAACUUCAGAGAGCACUAAUCUAGCAAAGAAAGAACACGUACCAUUUGAUCCUAUUGACCCUUACCAUCAUAGUGGCCAGCCUAAGAAGAAGGUGCUGUAUGGUCCUGCUGGCUACCUGGGCAAGAGCAAGGAUUGGAAGAACUCGAACCUUCAGAGGAUGACUGAGAAAGUCGAAUCACUCGGACAUCGUGUGAAACGUGGUAUCCAGCGUACCCUGGAACGUGACCCAGACGACAACAGAAUGGAAUUACUUCAUGGCAUCGUGAUGAAGCCUAGCAUUUCAAUCAAUGUCGACCCCGAAGCUCAGUCAGAAAUUUACUCCAAGCUUGAGCUAUUCCUUUGCAUGAGCGCCAACUCGUAUCUUCUCGUUCAGCUGCAAAACAACCGCUUCGUUGGCAACGAUUCUAUCAAGCGCUUUGUCAACUCCUGGAAGUCCAGGAACCGACCCGUCGUCCCUGAGUUUCAAUUUGACAUGAAGACUCAACGGGACAUCAUCGUUCACAACCUUCGGACUUUCGAGUUUCCCGGCAGAUACGGUCUAGAUCCAGUGCUCUUGAGAGGUACACUGGAUGCUUGGGGUAGUGUUAUCAGCCAGUUGAAUGUUCGCAGUUAUUGCUGGCCCGAUAGCGCUAUUCGUAAGCUCUUCCACGAUGUCGAGCCAAUCCUUGAGAUGCUAGGUGCUUCCAGAGAGGUUCUUGCUACUUUCCUCCAGAUCAAGCAGGUGGUCGUCGCGAUUGUCCAGCAAGCCAAGUACAAGAGGAAGAUGGAGCAACUCAAGCUUGCAUCUUCCCUGCAUGAUCCAUUCUAAGGGCUGGUUUGGCGGUGAAGUCGGUUAUUUUUGGCUUUCCUUUGAUUUUUCUUUGGCGUCUAUUUUCUCUUCUUUGUCCAUAUGGUCUUUUCAAUACUGAUUUGUAAUAGUUUCGCGAAUGACCGAGUUCAUUAAGAUAGCCGAAUGAAAACA